GGUGUGGCUGUAUGGGAUCACAAUUCCCAACCUCUCACCUAAUGUAGGUUCUUGAACUUUUACUCCUUCGGCACUCAACACCGUCGCUGGAUCUGCCAUCGUAGAACUGCUUGCUACGCUAUUAGAGUCACAUAAUUGAUUCUGGACCAACUCUCUAUUUUCGAGGAUAUAAUGGAGAGUUUGAGCGCGGAAGAUCUGUCGAAAAUAGGAGGAAUCGCCACGGUUUCUCUUCUGCAUUCCUUCAUACCAACGCACUGGCUGCCAUUCUCCAUCGUUGGCCGAGCUCAGAAAUGGACUCUCUCCAGGACUCUCUUCGUCACGACGUUUGGAGCAGUUCUGCACGUGAUAUCCACUUCACUUCUUGGUAUAACAGCAAUCACCAUUGCAGACAGUAUUGUUGGUGAAGAAACAGUCCAUAAACUUGCUUCACUUCUGCUUGUAAUUCUUGGUGGUAGUUAUAUAUUGCUCUUUUUGUCUGGAAAGGGCGGCCACAGUCAUUCACACAAUCAACCAAUGGAGAAAAUGGCUGUUGCUGGACUCGUUCUUGUUCCUGCAUUAUCUCCUUGUGCAACCACACUUCCAGUGUUUCUUACUGUUGGUAAUUCAUCCUCUAUGAUGGUCCUUGCCAUCAUAGUCCUGCUACUAAGCACUAUAACUGUAAUGACAUCACUGGUGGCUCUAUCAUUCUACGGUGCAAGCCAACUCAAGUUUCACUGGGUGGAGCGGUAUGAUAAACUUCUUGUAGGUUCGGUGCUGUGUCUAGUGGGAAUUUUGACACUUCUUUUUCAUGAUCAUGGUCAUGAUGGAGGUUCCGUUGUAGAUAAUUUGGGUCGGAAGCUCAUUGUGCUUUGAGGACUCAUGUUCGUUAUAGUGGUAACGGAUGUCUUCAUCCUAAAUCAACUAGCACUCUCUGUAAACUAUUUUUGGUUAGAUUUUCAGGUUCUCUGCUCAAGCUUAUUUAAUUCUUUUUAAUUAUAAGAAGUGUGUUGUGAUUUCUA
Messenger RNA from Tripterygium wilfordii, 998 nucleotides. RefSeq lists its product as uncharacterized. The transcript has 3 exons. The coding region runs from base 172 to 852 and encodes 226 amino acids. The record is from RefSeq and is a predicted model, not a curated record. Lineage: Eukaryota; Viridiplantae; Streptophyta; Magnoliopsida; Celastrales; Celastraceae.